AUGGCAGAUUUAGACGACUUGCUUCUGGAAGCAGCCGGGAGAACAAAUGCAACAACCGGAAAAAGCCGCCACUCUCGUCCUCCAUCAUCGUCAAGGAGACGUGAAGGUUCCUACUCAGAUAACGGCAGCGAUUCAAGGGACGAUUCAGACGGCGGCGGCGGCGGCGGCGGCUACGCAAGUAGGAAACCGUCUGGCUCUCAAGUCCCUUUGAAGAAGAGAUUAGAAGCAGAGAGAGAAGACAGAGCUGCUCGCGACGAAGCCGGUUCUGAUCGUGAAGGCGGUGACAGUAGCGAGGAGUCUGAUUUCGGAGAUGACCUCUACAAGAACGAGGAAGAUCGGCAGAAGCUAGCUGGAUUAACGGAGUUUCAGAGAGAGAUGAUUUUGGCUGAGCGUGCUGAUAAGAAAGGCGACAAGAGCUUCACUGAGAAGCUUAGAUCCAAGAGAGAGAACGAGAAGACGACGAAGACGACGACAGUCUCGAAGAACGAGAAGACGAUGACGACUCCUCUCCCUCCUCCGGCUUCGUCGUCUCGUGGUGUUCGCUCGUCUGCUAGAUCUGCAGACAGAGCAGCUGCAAAGGACGAUGCUUUGAAUGAGCUGAGAGCAAAGCGGAUGAAGCAGCAAGAUCCAUCCGCUCUCAGGAAGCUCAGAGACGCAUCGUCGAUGAAGAGGACCUCUAAUUUAAGCAGCUCAAGCCAGAGUGACAGUGACGACAGGUCAGACGAUGAAGGCUCAAACGGAGGAAUGCUUGACAGUGACGACGAUAGAUCAGACGUGCCUACGUUUGAGGAUGUUAAAGAGAUUACAAUCAGACGUUCCAAGCUUGCGAAAUGGUUCAUGGAGCCGUUCUUUGAAGAGCUUAUCGUUGGCUGCUUUGUGAGAGUUGGGAUUGGGAGGUCAAAGAGUGGACCAAUCUAUAGGUUAUGCCUUGUGAAGAACGUUGAUGCGUCUGAUCCUGAUAAAGCUUACAAGCUGGAGAACAAGACUACGCAUAAGUAUCUUAAUGUUGUUUGGGGGAAUGAUCUUUCAGCUGCUAGGUGGCAGAUGGCGAUGAUCUCUGAUGGACAUCCGGUGGAGGAAGAGUAUAGGCAGUGGGUUAGAGAGGUUGAGAGGACGAACGGUCGCUUGCCGACUAAGCAAGAUAUAGCGGAGAAGAAGGAAGCGAUUAAUAGGAUCAAUAGCUUUGUUUACUCUGCUGAGACUGUGAAGCAGAUGCUGCAGGAGAAGAAGUCUGCGUCUGUGAGGCCUAUGAAUGUGGCGGCGGAGAAGGACAGGCUUAGGAGAGAGCUGGAAGUUGCGCAGAGCAAGAACGAUGAAGCUGGUGUGGAGAGGAUUAAAGGGAAGAUCAAGCAGCUUGAUGCGUCACGGAAGAGGAAAGAGGUUGAUAAGAAGGCGUUAAAGCUUGCUGAGAUGAACAAGAAGAACAGAGCUGAGAAUUUCAAGAACGCUUCCGAGGUUAAGUCGAUUAGUGCUGGUCUUAAAGCAGGUGAAGCUGGUUAUGAUCCGUUUUCAAGGAGAUGGACGAGAUCGUCUAACUACUAUAAUGGGAAAAGGAGUGGAGAGGAGAGCGAGGCGGCUGUUGCAGCAGCGGUUGAGGGUAAUGGAGCUGAAGCAGCGACGGAGGCGGCUUUGGAAGCGGCUGCGGAUGCAGGGAAGCUGAUAGACACGAGAGCUCCGUUGGGACAAGGAGCUGAGCAGAGUCAUCUUCAUAGCUUUGAGCUGCCGUUGUCGCUGACGGCGUUGCAGAAGUAUGGAGGACCUCAAGGAGUGCAGAAGGCGUUCAUGGCGAGGAAACAGAUGACGGAGGCAACAGUGGGAUGCAGAGUUGCUGAGAAUGAUGGCAAGAGGCAUGGACUUACGUUGACUGUGAGUGAUUACAAGAGAAGGAGAGGUCUUCUCUGA
Messenger RNA from Microthlaspi erraticum, 1902 nucleotides. Lineage: Eukaryota; Viridiplantae; Streptophyta; Magnoliopsida; Brassicales; Brassicaceae. The record is from the annotation of a GenBank genome assembly.